UCAUCCAAUACUCCAUUCCUAUAUUCGAGCUUCUACUAGCUCCUACCAAAGAAAAAAGAAAGAAAAUAAUCUUCUGAAUUAGGGGGAUUUUGUUCGGGGGCAGAAUGUUGGGAGUGUUUAGCAGUGCGAUAGUGUCUCCACCGGACGAACUGGUUGCGGCCGGUUGCCGAACUCCAUCGCCUAAGAUAACGGCGGAUGCUCUGGUGAAACGGUUCCUUGAGACAAACUCCUCCGCCGUGUCCAUGCAGAUCGGAGACCAUGUCCAAUUUGCUUAUUCUCACCACAACGAGUCCGCUAUACAGCCCAGAUCAUUUGCUGUGAAAGAUGAAAUCUUCUGCUUGUUUGAGGGUGCCCUUGAUAACUUGGGGAGUUUAAAGCAGCAAUAUGGACUUGGUAAGUCAGCAAAUGAGGUGAUAUUGGUUAUUGAAGCUUACAAGGCUCUUCGUGACAGAGCUCCUUACCCUCCCAACCAUGUCGUUGGCCAUCUAAGCGGGAGCUUUGCUUUUAUUGUCUUUGACAAGUCUACCUCCACCUUGUUUGUGGCUUCUGAUCAAUUUGGUAAGGUUCCACUUUACUGGGGAAUAACGGCUGACGGAUAUGUGGCCUUUGCUGAUAAUUCUGAUUUGCUUAAAGGUGCCUGUGGCAAGUCUCUUGCUUCUUUCCCUCAAGGCUGUUUCUUCUCCACAGCAAUUGGGGAACUAAGGAGCUAUGAGAAUCCUAAGAACAAGAUCACUGCUGUUCCUGCUAAAGAAGAGGAGAUAUGGGGUGCUACAUUUAAGGUGGAAGGGCCAGCAGUUCUUGCAGCCAGAGAGUAGAUCUUUGAAUCUAUCCGUGGGAAAGGAUAAAGCGGUUAUAUGUGGUUGGAAAUCAAAGGCAUAUGCACUAGUCUCCAUGGAUGUGAAUACAUGAGUGUGACUAUUGGUAGAAUAUAUGCUUAAUAGAAAUGGUAGUAACUUCUUUGUGGGUAGCUUUAUCUUUGUUCUUGAAGCUAGCUUUUGCUCCAACUUCAUCCUUUGUACAGCUUCAACUUCUAAUCUAAUAAAAGUUUGUUUGAGGGUCC
This is a messenger RNA of Durio zibethinus, 1060 nucleotides long. Its product is annotated as stem-specific protein TSJT1. NCBI's taxonomy places the organism in Eukaryota, Viridiplantae, Streptophyta, Magnoliopsida, Malvales, Malvaceae. The record is from RefSeq and is a predicted model, not a curated record.